Symbiodinium natans is the source of this 891-nucleotide messenger RNA. NCBI's taxonomy places the organism in Eukaryota, Dinophyceae, Suessiales, Symbiodiniaceae. The record is from the annotation of a GenBank genome assembly.
AUGGCGCUGGCGCCGCGUGCCCUUCGCCCGCGCUGGGCCGACAUCCCGAUCGGUUUCUGCUGCAACGCCUCGAAAGGUGAACAGUGUCGUGGGCCGCUGGGAACGUGUCAUGCCAUGCAUUGCCAAGAUUUCUUCGCGCACAGUAUGGAAAGUUGCCCAUAUUGCCACUCCUGGGAGCACAGCAAGGCAGAGUCUGAGAAGUUUUGCUUACACUGCAACCAGAGCCGUUUCGCAGACAGCAGGCGCCGAGGUGGCAUGAAGCAGAAGUAUCGGGAGUGCCGGCGAAGUACGACGCCUGAAGGUCUACUAGCCUGCAUUGUCGAUGGUCUCACUCGCAGCCCGGAUGUCAAGCCGAGCUUUUUCGACGUGUGUGAUGUGUGCAAAGACAAGGAUGGCGGGCGUCCUGGAAGGGUGGAGCCGCCGAAGCUUCUGAUCAUUUCGCACACGGGGCUUUUCAGUGAAAGGCGUGCCCGACUGCGGUAUGAGGAGGAGGGUGUAGGCCCCCACUUCGUGAUUAGCAAGACGGGGCAGAUACGGCAAUAUAUCCAGCUGGAGAAGGUUGCUUGGUUCGCAGGGGCAUCUUGGCAUCCGCAGUUUGGUGAGAGGCUGAACCGCUGCUCUGUUGGAGUUAUGCUCGAGGGGAACGGAGAGAGCAGGAAUUUCACAGAUGAGCAGUAUGAGCUGCUCAACCUGCUGUCGAAAGCUAUCGACGCUUGGGCUGGCGAACAUUGCUUGGUCCACACAUGCCUGCGCGAUGUUGCUGGUGACCAUGUGAGAGGCGAAGGCAAGGGCCACAUCGCACCUGGACGCUUUUUCGCAGCGGAUAGAGUGGAAAGUCAGAUGUGGGAAUCCAAGGGCUGUGUCUGCGACACGGUGUGUCCUGUGACUUAG